AUGCGAGGCGCUUCCUUGCCACAUACCGCUUCUCGUCCGUCCACUCUUCCGUCACAGGCUGCAGGCAUAGCUCUUAGAUUUGGCCUUGCACUCUGGCUCGGAGACUGGCUGUCAGUUGCUGCCUUGGAACACUGCUUGAACGAGUCCGAGGACUGCGUCGAGCUCCACUUGGUGUGGAUAUGCCACUUCCAGCUCGUCACGUCCUCCGUGCAGUUUCCGUCAAACUCGGCAAUCUUGUCCUGGUCGAUGCCGGAGAAGUCGAGGUUGGCGGUAACCGUCGCAGUGGAUAAGUCUUCACCGGCGUACUUAACUUGGAUGGAGCCGUCAACGCCACCAGUGUGGUGA
This is a messenger RNA of Phytophthora infestans T30-4, 345 nucleotides long. RefSeq lists its product as uncharacterized. Lineage: Eukaryota; Oomycota; Peronosporomycetes; Peronosporales; Peronosporaceae. Bases 1 to 345 code for a protein of 114 amino acids. The record is from RefSeq and is a predicted model, not a curated record. The transcript is spliced from 4 exons.